This is a messenger RNA of Platichthys flesus (European flounder), 2616 nucleotides long. Its product is annotated as protocadherin gamma-C5-like. Gene Ontology annotation, cellular component: plasma membrane. Gene Ontology annotation, biological process: homophilic cell-cell adhesion. Gene Ontology annotation, molecular function: calcium ion binding. The coding region runs from base 85 to 2559 and encodes 824 amino acids. Lineage: Eukaryota; Metazoa; Chordata; Actinopteri; Pleuronectiformes; Pleuronectidae. The transcript has a single exon. The record is from RefSeq and is a predicted model, not a curated record.
UUGGAAUAAUACCUGCGAUGAUGGAUUCCAAGAUUUUUACACACAUCAUGACGGUGGGAAUUUAAGACUUUUAGCGGAGGAAGGAUGACAAAGACAAUGGGAUACCGAGACUGGAGAUGGCAGGCGCGUUGGUGGCAUCAUUUCUUUCUCUUGUGGAGUAUAACAGACGCACAGACUCGUUACAGCAUCCCGGAGGAACUAAAACAGGGCUCUGUGGUAGGAAAUCUAGCCAAAGAUCUUGGUUUGGGACUGUCUGAGAUUUUCGAUCGUAAGCUGCGAGUCGCCUCUGAGGCCGGUAAGCAGUAUUUCAGUGUGGAUGCGGGGAAGGGCGAGCUGGUGGUGAAUGACAGAAUAGACAGAGAGGCUUUAUGUGGACAAAGCGCCAGCUGUGUGCUGCCUCUGCAGGUUGUAAUUGAAGACCCGUUACAACUGUUUCGUGUCGAGGUUGAAAUACAAGACAUUAAUGAUAAUUCGCCGAGAUUCCCAUCAAAUGAUAUCACAUUGGAAAUUGCUGAAUCUACGGUGGUAGGGGUUCGAUUCCCUCUGGAAAACGCCAUUGACCCAGACGUCGGCAGUAAUUCGCUGAAGUCGUACACUCUCAGUAAAGACGAAUGUUUCAGUAUUAGACUAAAAGAAGUUGCCGGUGGAAGAAAAGUCCCUGAAUUGAUUUUAGCAAAACUUUUAGACAGAGAGAAAAAGGCUGUUCAUAAGCUUUUGCUUACAGCUUUAGAUGGAGGCAACCCACUGAGAUCAGGCACCUCUCAAGUAACGAUUAAAGUCCUUGACAACAACGAUAACGUUCCAGCUUUUGAGAAAGCAUUGUAUAAAGUAUCUAUUAAUGAAAAUGCAGCGGAUGGUGCAAUAAUUGUACAAACAAAAGCCUCAGAUAUGGAUGAAGGUCAAAACGGAGAAAUAGAGUAUUCUUUUGGAGCGCACACAUCGGAUGCUGUUCUCUCCGUUUUCAGUAUUGAUCACGUAUCAGGAACAGUUUUUCUAAAAGGAAAUUUGGAUUACGAAUCAACUGAAAAUUAUGAAAUCGACAUAAGUGCGAAAGACAAAGGCAUUCCGAGAAUGGAGGGGCACUGUACUGUCCAUGUUGAUGUUUUAGAUUUCAAUGAUAACCCCCCAGAAAUAAUACUCACCUCUCAUCCAAAGCCAGUACGUGAAGACUCUCCUGAUGGCACCGUAGUAGCUUUAAUCAGUGCCCGAGAUCUGGACUCGGGUGAUAACGGUAAAGUCACAUUACAGCUCCACAAGAAAUGUCAAUUUUCACUAAGACCAUCGUUUUCACAAAAUUACGCGUUGGUUACCAGAGGUAUUUUAGAUCGAGAAAAUGUCUCUUUAUAUAAUGUUGAAAUUACAGCCACAGAUUCAGGCUCGCCUCCUCUGUUCAGUAAGAAAAUGAUACCAGUCAGCAUCACUGAUGUGAAUGACAACCCUCCUGUAUUCUCUCAGCCCUCCUAUAAUGUGUAUUUAAAAGAGAAUGGGGUACCAGGAUCUAUACUGUACUCAGUAUCAGCCUCUGACCUGGAUUUUGGUGAGAACGCUAAAAUCUCUUACUCUAUACUGGACUCUAAAGUGCAGGACGUUUCUGUCUCCUCGUAUGUUUACAUUAACUCAGAUAACGGCAGCAUAUACAGCAUGCACUCGUUUGACUAUGAGAAACUGAAGGUGUUUCAGAUUCAGGUUCAGGCAAAGGAUCAGGGCUCUCCGUCUCUCAGCAGCAACACCACCGUCCAUGUUUUUAUCCUGGACCAGAACGACAACGCCCCCUCUGUUAUUUACCCCUCCUCCGCUGUCCUGGGCUCCCUCUCUCACCAGAGGAUGCCCCGCUCCGCUAAAGCGGGUCACCUGGUCACCAAGGUGACGGCCGUGGACGCGGACUCGGGAUAUAACGCCUGGAUCUCCUACAAAGUGGCUGAGGCAACAGACGCCUCCCUGUUCACUGUCAAUCUGUACACAGGGGAGGUGAGGACUAAACGCGCUGUGUCCGAGCAGGACGACUCCUCUCAGAGGCUGCUUAUAGAGAUCAAGGACGACGGGGACCCGGUCCAGUCCUCCACCGUCACGGUGUCCAUCCAGCUGGAGGACGGUCUCCAUGAGCCCAUCUUAGACCUCCGACAGAAAGUGACCGAGCCCAGCAAGAAAACUGGGAGAAUCACCCUGUAUUUGAUUCUCUCUCUGGCCUCGGUGUCCGUGCUGUCUGUGGUGACUUUUCUCAUCUUAGCGGUUAAAUGCAUCAGGAGCAGCAGAAGCAGCGGUAGUUGCUGCAUGAGACAGGGGGACUAUGAUGGUUACAAGAACCCCAACAGAAACCUGCAGAUUCAGCUCAACACUGAUGGACCAAUAAAGUACGUGGAGGUCCUGGGAGGAGACAUGUUGUCUCAGAGUCAGUCCUUCCGGUCCUGUAUGUCUCCAAUGUCUCCAAUGUCCGAGUACAGUGACUUCACUAUGAUUAAGCCCAGCAGCACCACUGACUUUAAGGAGGUGAUCAGUGUCCUGGAUGCGUCUUUACCGGACAGCACCUGGACCUUUGAGAGCCAGCAGGUGAGCAGAUGACAGCAUUUACUUCUAAUAAUGAAAAUUAAAUGCCAUGGCUAUUUUUACCUAGCAAAA